Molecule: messenger RNA, 1242 nt
Organism: Lycium ferocissimum
Lineage: Eukaryota; Viridiplantae; Streptophyta; Magnoliopsida; Solanales; Solanaceae
Product: homeobox-leucine zipper protein ATHB-13-like
Exons: 3
Coding region: 130-1056 (308 amino acids)
Biological process (GO): positive regulation of DNA-templated transcription
Cellular component (GO): nucleus
Molecular function (GO): DNA-binding transcription factor activity, RNA polymerase II-specific; sequence-specific DNA binding
Source: RefSeq, a predicted model, not a curated record
UCUUCCAACCCCAUGUUAAUGUCCCCUUCCCUUCCCCAAUUCCAUGUUCCCACUUCGCUGACUUAACACCGUCAAGUUGACACGCACACACAUAUAUACAGUAGCUUACUAUAGAUAUUUUUAGCUAACAUGAUUUCUGGUACUACAGGGAUCAUGGCCUUUGUUCCUCCUACACCCGAUAUUUCCCUCAAUUUUCAAGAUAAUCACCUUCCUAAUUCCACCUCCCCUAAACUCUUUUCCUCUCCUUGUCUUCCUCAUCAAGACUACAAUAAUGGUGUAUCAUCAAUACUGAUGAGGAGAUCCAUGUCGUUUUCGGGUGUGGAGAGGUGCGAUAAUCAUCAGGAUUUGCGUGUGGACGAUAAUGAAAUGUCUGAUGACGAUGGUUCUUCGCAAUUACUUGGGGAGAAGAAGAGGAGGCUUAAUAUGGAGCAAGUGAAGGCACUGGAGAGAAGCUUUGAAGUGGCUAACAAGCUCGAACCAGAGAGGAAAAUACAGUUGGCUAGAGCUUUAGGUUUGCAGCCCAGACAGGUAGCUAUAUGGUUCCAGAACAGAAGAGCAAGGUGGAAGACUAAGCAAUUGGAGAAAGAUUAUGAGAUCUUGAAGAGACAUUAUGACUCACUUAAGGCUGAUAAUGAUGCACUCAAGGCUCAAAACAAGAAUCUUCAUUCUGAGUUAUUAACUCUGAAGAACAGAGAAUCAGGCGGAGCUGGUGCACCAAUGAUUAAUCUAAACAAAGAAAACGAAGGAUCUUGGAGUAAUGGAAGUGAUGAAAACAACAGCAUAGACGUAAAUCUUGGAACCACCACAACAAGGACAUCAUCAGGUGACAGUCCAUUUUACUCCAAUAAUAAUAACAAGAAUGUUUUCCCAGAAUCCAGCCAAAUACCUACAACUAGUCUGGCCCAGUUCCUUCAAAGCUCAUCAAGACCAGAUCUCAGCCAGUGCCUCAAGAUUGAUCCAACGGUCCAAGAUGAAAGAUUCUGCAACAUGUUUACUCCUGUGGUGGAUGAUCAGACAAAUUUUUGGCCAUGGCCAGAGCAGCAACAGUUUAAUUAAUUAAUUUUCUUUACUAUUAUCAUUCAACACUCCCCCCUCCCCAACUCUUCUUUUUGUCCUUUUUGUUCUUAUUGCCAAUAGUUUGUAAUUCUUUUUGGGUGUAUAGCAAAUCAUGUAAGAAUUAUUACGAACCACUUGAUAGUGACGAUGUGAGAGUUAAUUAAUGAGAAAUGGAUUUUUUUUCCC